Messenger RNA from Fraxinus pennsylvanica, 1074 nucleotides. Lineage: Eukaryota; Viridiplantae; Streptophyta; Magnoliopsida; Lamiales; Oleaceae. The record is from the annotation of a GenBank genome assembly.
AUGGAGGCGGCAGCGUCUCCGUCCAGUGGAAACUUUGAUCAGAACUCGCCGGAGGUCAGCGGGAGCAAAGGGUUCAUGCUGUUUGGAGUAAGAGUCAUGGAAGGAUCAUUUAGGAAGAGUGCUAGUAUGACUAACCUGGUUCAGUAUGAACAACCCCAUGACUCCAACAAUGAUGUGGCUGCCGGCUAUGCUUCCGACGAUAUUGUUCACCCUUCUGGCCGGAGUCACGAACGGAAAAGAGGAGUGCCAUGGACUGAGGAGGAACACAGGUUAUUUCUAUUAGGGUUGCAGAAAGUAGGGAAAGGGGAUUGGAGAGGUAUUUCAAGAAACUUUGUGAAGACACGUACGCCCACACAGGUUGCAAGCCAUGCUCAAAAGUACUUCCUCCGCCGGAAUAACCAUAGCCGUCGGCGCAGGAGAUCUAGUCUCUUUGACAUCACCACUGAUACGGUUUUGAAGUCAAAAACUGAAGACCAAAAGCAUCACGAAAAUUCAUACCACCCACCAACCAUUGAACAACAAAAUCUAAGCAAAAAUAAUGAAAAUUUCCCAAUGUCGGCUUUUCUUGUACCAAUCUCAAGAGAAAAUUCAAUGGAGAAUCUCACACUAGGAACGAAAAAUCCAACCAAUCUCACCCGUCCAAUUCCAAAUCUUCCACCCCCUCCAUCUUCAAAAAUGGCCAAGUUAGACCUAAACAAGAACACCAUCCCUGCAGCUGAGCCUCUCCCUUUAACACUUAACCUAUCCGUAUCACCAGUGCCACCUGAUCAUCGUCCAUCUGCUGCGAUACACGUGUCAGGUUUCCAGACAAUGCAAGCUAGCUUCAGUAGCAGUAGUGGAGAUAGCAUGGCGGCCGGGUCGUGGUGGCUGGUUGGUGUUGGUGGCGACGCCGAUGUUGAAGAAAUCGCAAGGCCGAUCAACGUUCCUGCGAUCUGUGCAGUGAUUCCUUUUUUUCCCCCCUUUGAUGAGGCCGUCGGGGUUGCAGGAAGUUUGUGGUUUACGGCAGUGAGUGUCGUUGCUGUGGUUUUCCUGCUAAGUUGUGUUGGGGAUGAGUUGUUGGUGGUGGUGUUGUGA